Messenger RNA from Fonsecaea monophora, 3018 nucleotides. RefSeq lists its product as hypothetical. The transcript is spliced from 3 exons. Gene Ontology annotation, molecular function: protein binding. The record is from RefSeq and is a predicted model, not a curated record. NCBI's taxonomy places the organism in Eukaryota, Fungi, Ascomycota, Eurotiomycetes, Chaetothyriales, Herpotrichiellaceae. Bases 1 to 3018 code for a protein of 1005 amino acids.
AUGCGUCCACUACGGCGGACGAAAGACUUGGAUCUCAAGCAAUAUCCUUUGGCAGCGAGCCCUACCCCGGCCAGUUUGAAAAAGAUACACUUCGAGAUAGGCGGAAAACACACAAUCUUCCGAGAAGCGGAAGAUACCACACUGGCACUAGAGCAGUUACAAGAGGAGCAACGGAUUCUUCGAAAUGCUAAUGGCGCAGUCGAGACCGUGGAGACCUUCCAGCCUUAUACUUCUAUCCGGCCAGCAGGCUCAAAGUUUACCUCUUUCCGACGGAGAGCGCAGAGACGGCCAGCCUCUCCAGAGUCCAUUACUGACAGUGAAGAUCAAACUCAGUCGCACGAACCCUCCUUUGCAUCAAGUCGUGCUGGACCAUCGACGAGAUAUCGCCCCGAACUCGCCGCAUCGAAUUCCUACUACCAAUCUAUAAACCCAAUUACCCCAGACAGUAUUCCGAAAUCCAGCAACGGAUCUCGUGCACUCAAACUGCGAGAUGUACGAGAGCCACGAGAGCAAGAUGGCUCAUCCAGAACCAUGAGUACCCUCCUGCCCUCCCCAAAUAUGAGUCAACAACCACCAUUUCCAAACAUCCAGCCGUCAUCACCACGAUCUAGGCAUUUUCAUUCCCUGGAAUCAGAAGACGGAACUGCCCCUUCCACUGAUCGCUCCCAUCUAGAGCGAAGAAGUCACAGAGAGAUCUCUCAAGAGGCGGCGGUUCCUACGCCCCCUAUAAUCGAUGACGGCGAGUUGUCUUCAGCAAGACCUCUAAGUAGGCGUGCUCUAUCAUCCGUCCCUGCUCGGCUGCAUGUCGCGGAAAGUCCAUCCGUGCAGGAUGGAAGUCUUCCUAGUCCGAGUCUUUCUCCUGUCACAGCUGCUGCAACACUACAAAAUACUGGAUACUUUGCAGACGUUGAUUCAAACUCGGAGAUCGCCUCCCAGCACGAGGGUUUGUCAAGAGUUCUUGUACCGGAUAGACAGUCACCCAACUCUUUUCACUCCCCCGAAGCCGCCGACUUGCAUCCCUAUCACGAUUCUCGCCAGCUCUCCCGCUUCACCAGUGGCUCAGUCGCCGAGAUCCCAGCAAUGCUUGAUUAUUUUGAAGCCAUCCCGGAUGAACUGAAGAGCUACAUUAUGCACCAACUACUCCGCCGGUGCCCUAAGUCUACACUCCAGGUCGUUGCGGAUGCUGUCAACCCUGCGCUCAAGUGCGAUUUCCUCUCCCUCCUGCCGCCCGAAUUGGCACUUAAUGUUCUCAAAUACCUUGAUGUCAAGAGUCUGUGCAGAGCUGCGCAGGUAUCGAGAAAAUGGCGGCAGAUGGUUAAUGGCGAUGAGAGAGCUUGGAAAGAACUAUUCGAUGCAGACGGAUAUACGCUGUCGGAAGGAGAAUUGAAGCAGGCCAUUGCCGAAGGCUGGGGUUGGCAAGAUCCAUCUGGUCCGUCUGGGUACGAAGAGAACAUUGCCGAUUCGACUCCCAGCAGGUACGAUACAUCCGCAGAGGCCCAUUCUCCUGCAGCACAGUCCCAAAAUAGGUUCAGUGAAAUCCUACGCUCGAAGCGAAAGGCCCCCACGAUGUUAUCCAGUCGAAAGAAACAAAUCAAACUUGUCAAGUCCAAUUCCUGGGAUACCUCGGUUGACGUCACCUCUUUUAGCCUGUUGAAGGACUUCUCCGCAGACGGCCCAUAUAACGCGGCACAUUCGGCCAUGGCUGCUGUCCCCCAACCGAACAUCGGUCUACCGAGUCUCACGGGUCUACAUCUUUACAAAUCUCUCUAUCGAAGACACUUUCUUAUCCGGCGGAACUGGAUGUUCGAAGAUGCGAAACCCCAACAUAUCGCAUUCCGCGCGCACGACACCCACGUCGUUACCUGUCUCCAGUUCGAUACCAACAAGAUCGUGACGGGAAGUGAUGAUAAUAACAUCAAUGUCUACGAGACCAAAACCGGGGUCCUGAAGGCCAUCUUGACGGGACACGAAGGUGGGGUUUGGGCUUUGCAAUACGAGGGAAACACACUGGUUUCAGGUUCCACAGAUCGAUCAGUAAGAGUCUGGAAUAUUGAAGAAGCACGGGAAACACAGGUCUUCCGUGGACACACGUCAACAGUGCGAUGUCUUCAAAUCGUGUCUCCCGUCAAAGUUGGAGAAAAUGCAGAAGGAAGACCUAUCAUGAUGCCUAAGCAACCUCUCAUCAUUACGGGAUCCCGUGACUCGACCUUGAGAGUGUGGAAGCUUCCGCGGCCAGAAGAUCCAGUAUUUAUCCAAGCUGAGAACGACCUUGAUACUGAUGAUUGUCCCUACUUUGUUCGCACCUUGUCCGGUCAUCAGCACUCUGUACGUGCAAUUGCUGCUUAUGCAGACACCUUGGUAAGCGGAAGCUAUGAUUGCACAGUGCGUGUUUGGAAAAUAUCCACGGGCGAAACGAUCCACCGCCUUCAAGGCCACACUCAAAAGGUCUACAGUGUUGUCCUCGACUAUGACCGCAACCGCUGUAUAAGUGGUUCCAUGGAUAACAUGGUGCGCAUCUGGGAUCUAAACACUGGAUCUCUCAAAUAUUGCCUGGAGGGCCACACAUCCUUGGUCGGUCUGCUGGACUUGAACUGCGAUAAACUCGUAUCUGCAGCAGCCGACUCGACCCUCAGGAUAUGGGAUCCAGAGACUGGACAGUGCAAGGCUACUCUGAGUGCACAUACCGGUGCUAUCACCUGCUUCAAGCAUGACGGCGAGAAAGUCAUAUCCGGGUCUGACAGGACUUUGAAGCUGUGGAACAUCAAGACCGGCGAGUGCGUGAAGGAUCUGCUCUCCGACCUCAGCGGAGUAUGGCAGGUGAAAUUUGAUGAAAGGCGCUGUGUUGCAGCAGUGCAGCGCGAAGGUUUGACGUUUAUAGAGGUUCUAGACUAUGGCGCCGCUCGUGAUGGUGUCCCUAAAUUCAACCUGGGUCGAAGAAUUGUUGUCGAUGCCGAUGGGAUGGAAGCCGAUCACGAUGACAACGGAUAUCUGGAUCUGGACGGCUCCGCUGAUCCGUGA